This is a messenger RNA of Tarenaya hassleriana, 702 nucleotides long. Its product is annotated as RPM1-interacting protein 4-like. The record is from RefSeq and is a predicted model, not a curated record. NCBI's taxonomy places the organism in Eukaryota, Viridiplantae, Streptophyta, Magnoliopsida, Brassicales, Cleomaceae. The transcript has 3 exons. The coding region runs from base 104 to 334 and encodes 76 amino acids.
CCCCGAAGGAAGAACACGACGAAAAGGGACGAGCCGAGAGGCGAAACUUGCGAAGACGACGAAAACCCAUCGGCUCAGCUCGUGAGAAUUCUCUUCCGCAUCCAUGGCAGACAAGGACCGACCCCUCCCGAAGUUCGGGGAAUGGGAUGUGAAUGACCCUGCAUCAGCCGAGGGAUUCACCGUUAUAUUCAACAAAGCUAGAAAUGAGAAAAAGGCAGGUGGCAACAAAUCUGACUCCCCCGUGAAGGAUGAUCCUCGUUAUAAACAUGGCCACGGGGAAGUUCUCGGGAAGCCUCAACCCAAAAAAUGGUUUUGCUGUAUAUGUGCGGAAUAACCAGGGGGAAGUUCUUUGCCUUGGGAAGGCCUUCUUCUUUCGUCCAUCUAUAGAACCAAACCCUAAUACCAUUACUGCACCUGGAAGACUUGGAGCUUGUCUCAGAAGCCAUGACACGUACUUCUGGCGUCUUGUUUUAGAUCCUGUUCGAGUGGUGUUGCCGCUCGGGUUUCGGGUUGAUGUAUUUAGAGGAAAAAACGACGUUUCUUUUUCCGGAUGUUUUCGGGUUAUGGGUUCGAGAGAACCUGAAUGUUGGUUUGUGUUGAAUCUAAACCAUGGAUUGUUUUUCUAAGUGGUUUCCAUAAGUUUCUCCUGUUUGUAAACUCUCCAAGCCUUUUCUGUUUAUUGUUCACUCUGUCAGGGAAAUA